Messenger RNA from Helianthus annuus (common sunflower), 704 nucleotides. Its product is annotated as 4-coumarate--CoA ligase-like 9. The transcript has 5 exons. The record is from RefSeq and is a predicted model, not a curated record. The coding region runs from base 1 to 498 and encodes 165 amino acids. Lineage: Eukaryota; Viridiplantae; Streptophyta; Magnoliopsida; Asterales; Asteraceae. Gene Ontology annotation, molecular function: CoA-ligase activity.
AUGCGUUUACCCAUUUCAUUAACUAUAUUUAUAAGAGGGCCCAUGAUCAUGAAAGGUUAUGUUAGAGAUAAAGAAGCAACUGCUGCAACUAUGGAAUCUGAGGGGUGGUUAAAGACUGGUGAUCUCUGUUAUUUCGAUUAUGACGGUUUCCUUUUCAUUGUUGACCGAUUAAAAGAAUUAAUCAAAUAUAAGGCUUAUCAGGUCCCACCAGCUGAAUUAGAGCGCUACCUUCAAUCAAUCCCAGAUGUUGUAGAUGCUGCUGUGAUUCCAUAUCCAGAUGAAGAAGCUGGGCAAAUUCCCAUGGCGUAUGUGGUGAGAAAACCUGGAAGCAAAAUCUGUGAGGCCCAAAUCAUGGAGAUAAUUGCAAAACAGGUAUCACCAUACAAAAAGAUUAGAAAAGUUGCUUUCAUAAACGCAAUUCCGAAGACCCCAGCAGGAAAGAUAUUGAGAAGGGAGUUGGUUAAGCAUGCUUUAUCUGGUGCUUCAUCUAAAUUGUAAUCAGUUAUAGUUCAUCACUAUUUGUUUAAUUCUAGAUAAAUUGUUUUAUAAGGUGGUUUCUUAGAGUAAACUUCCAAUAUCGUAAUUAUUUUGCUCUGAUGGACUACUACAUACAUUGUGUGGGACAAAUAAUUUGUUCAUAUUGUUCCAAGGAAUUCGUUGUCCAAUCUUGUUUGUAUAUAGAUUGGGCUACUUUGAUUUCCUGA